Theobroma umbraticum is the source of this 1204-nucleotide messenger RNA. Its product is annotated as ATP phosphoribosyltransferase regulatory subunit. NCBI's taxonomy places the organism in Eukaryota, Viridiplantae, Streptophyta, Magnoliopsida, Malvales, Malvaceae. The record is from RefSeq and is a predicted model, not a curated record. Gene Ontology annotation, biological process: negative regulation of photomorphogenesis; regulation of abscisic acid-activated signaling pathway.
ACAAGUAUUGAAGAAAGAAAAAGGCCGUUUGCAGCAAAAUUUUAAUCAAAAUUAUUGUCCUAAAUUAUAAAAGAAAAAAAAAAACCCCUCAGAAUAACGCAUGUUAGUAUGUUAUUGCUACUGCACUCUCCAUUUCCAAAAUUGCCAGUCUCAAAGGCUAAGCAAGUCGAUAACUGCAUUACCAACUAGCGCCGAUUCUUCUCUGACCGCUAUGUCUUCCACCAUCACACUCUCACCUACCUUUCUGGCUAGCUUCCCUUACAGAAAACCGCCGUCUCAUUUUUUCAGCAACCCCAAAAUCCUCCUCCUGAAAACCCACUCCUUUCAGCUCCUUCUUGCUUCCAGAAGGGUCCCCAAUUUCCCUCAGGGGACUGAUAAUCUUGUGGAUGGCCCGCGCAACUGGGGCCGUUCGAUCACUUCCGAGUUCGAUGAUGAUCAAGAAGGAGACGAGGAUGAAGACGAAGACGAAGACGAAGAUGAAGACGAAGAUCGGAGUUUGGAUCUGUUAAUUAGAUUUGUUCAAAACGUAUUUAGAAAGAUAUCUAAACGAGCAAGGAAGGCCGUACGAGCUGUUUUGCCGGUCUCCAUAUCCACUAAACUGGUGGGAUUCUCUGUUAAUGGAGUCCUGAUGCUGGCAUUUUUGUGGGUUUUAAAGGCAUUUCUUGAGGUGGUUUGCACUCUUGGAAGUAUUGUGUUUGUAAGCAUCUUACUCAUACGCGGGAUAUGGAUGGGGGUAACAUACGUGCAGGAAAGCCGUGACCAAAGGAUCAAUGAACUUGUUGAUGACCAGCGUGCCUGGACUGGUACACAUCCUGCCACUUGAUUUCCAGCUUUUAAGUGAAGAAAUUGGAGAAAUAGUCUCUAAUCUAAUUUACAUACAUAAGUGUGUUUGUAAAGAAAUACCUGCAGCGAGGGAUACAGGGAUAAUGAGAAGAUGGCCACUGAAUGGUUGUCUUUCAGAUAACCAUUUUAUUUGUUUUCAAAGUAAUUCAUGGACACAAGUAUUGCUUAGAUGUCUAGGAGUAGUUAGUUGUCAUGCAAGCCGUGAAAUUGAUAGAUCGUUGUUAUAUGAAAAUCGCCAAAAAUAAGAAGCAAAAGAAAAAGCUUUAUUCAUGUCUAUGGAUGAUUGCAACUCCUUAUUUAUUGAUUAAUAUGGUAGGACAUGCAAUAAAUAAAUGAUGGAUUUGCCAUUUGUUUGUUAACA